UUUAUGAGGAAAUCAUCGCAGCACCGCAGCCUGCUAGGUAUAUUUCACAUCUCAGUGAUUGGGGACAUCUUAAGUGCUGCACUCCUUUUCUCUCCUGCCUUUUUUAUUCCUUCUAUUUGAUCUAUCCUGGUGGUUCUUGUUGUUUUGUUAUUGAGCCUUUGUGUAUUGUUGAUUUCACGAUGGCUCAGAACAAUAGCAGCGUCAGUGCCGCCGGCACUGUGCGCUCACCUGGCGUGGGCCAUGGAAAUCGGUCAACCCUCUCGUCAUCUUCUGCUCUCCAACUCUUCCUCAAGCAGCGCCGGCGGGCUCUUCGAAAGACGUCAGGACCUAAUUUCGUCGAGAAGUCAUUUACCACAUCGCCACUUAUUCUUGACCCUGCUUUUUCUUCGUCGACAUCAGAGAAAGUCAAGACCGGAACUCUCAAUAUCGACCGUCUCUCAUCGAUCCCCAGCAGGGUCGAUAUUCGUCAUCUCACCAAGGCCCUUUUACGCCACCGUCUCAGUCGUGCCAAUCCGCUCUCACUUGCGAAACUCGGCAGGCUGUACAGGCGUCAUCGCAAUCCGGAGCGCGCUCUCGACUUGUUUCUGCUUCGAAGACUUUUGUGGAGAAGUACACGACGGCCAGGGUCCAUGGAUUUUAUCGAGCAUCUCCGGCGUAGCCAGGCCGACGAGCCCUCCUCCGACGAGGAGUCCGGUCUUACCCUCCCCUCCCUGAGCGCCUCGGACCGCAGCCGCCGCUCGUCGAGCACCGACUCGACCGUCAUCACUGUUCCCGACCAAUCGGACGGGGAGACGAAGGUCAGCAGCGCCAAGAGGAAGCGCAACUUCAAUGGCGACGUCGUCGAAGAAGAUGCUGCCACUGCUUCGCGGGCCGCAAAGAGGGCCAAGGCUUAUGCAUGUGAGGACGAUGAGGUACCUGCUUCGCCGAUGAUUCCCGCGACCCAGCCAAAACUUCCAAAGCCCCCCAGAGCUCCCUCGUCAGGCGACGCGAGGACUGGCACAGCCAAGGGUGAGCAGGAGCGCCCGGCCAAGAGCGUCAAGCGCGAAAAGGACACCCCUGCGAAGCAGGCUCCGCGCACGGCAGCCGGGAACGCCCACCAUGUGACCAUGUCUGCGGCCGCGGGCGGGAGCAGCAGCAAAGCCACGGCAACUACCCCCCAGCAAAUAAAGAAGCCCAUCGGACAGAUGGAAUUCUUCGAGAGGCGGCGCUACGAGAUCCUCGAAGACCCGCUCGGCUUCGGCGACUGUGUCUACGACACCACCAAGUCCAUCCCCCGGCACGCGGCGAAGAGCUUUGCGCAGCAUCGGCGCCGCCAAAAGGGGCUCCCGCCUCCGCUGGAGAUGAGCGGCGCGCUUGGGCCGCCCGAUGAGGUCGGCGACGACGCUAAGCCGAGCGGGAAGGGGUUCAGGCGGCCCGAGAGCUUGGCGAAGGAGGCUCAGAAGCGCGCCCACCAGCAGAAGGUCGGACAGAAAGUUCAGGCUCUCAUGGGGAAGUCCGGGUCUGGGGGGUCGGAAAGGACGGCCGUGGAGGGUAAAAGGCCUGGUUCUAUCGGUGGUAAGCAGGCGGGUACAGGGAGAUCGGCGAACGGCAAGGGCAAGGGCAAGGAGAAGGAGAAGUCUUUUGCGUCUACUGAGUCUCGGCAGACACCGAGUGUGAAGCAGCGGGGUGGUCAGCAGUGGAAAGUGAAAUACACGAAGUUUAGCUGACUAUGCCAUAUGUCCUUACAUAUCAUGAAACAGCGUGGCUAUCUGGGAGGAAACCAUUUGCACAAGAAUCGGCUGAGACCGAGCAAUUUCGGCUGCAGCAUCGUGGUGGACUCUGUGGCC
This is a messenger RNA of Chaetomium strumarium, 1826 nucleotides long. RefSeq lists its product as uncharacterized. The transcript has a single exon. Lineage: Eukaryota; Fungi; Ascomycota; Sordariomycetes; Sordariales; Chaetomiaceae. The coding region runs from base 180 to 1706 and encodes 508 amino acids. The record is from RefSeq and is a predicted model, not a curated record.